Messenger RNA from Lichtheimia ornata, 2007 nucleotides. RefSeq lists its product as uncharacterized. The transcript is spliced from 5 exons. NCBI's taxonomy places the organism in Eukaryota, Fungi, Mucoromycota, Mucoromycetes, Mucorales, Lichtheimiaceae. Gene Ontology annotation, cellular component: membrane. The record is from RefSeq and is a predicted model, not a curated record. Gene Ontology annotation, biological process: transmembrane transport. Gene Ontology annotation, molecular function: sulfate transmembrane transporter activity. Bases 1 to 2007 code for a protein of 668 amino acids.
AUGAAGAGAUUAGACUACCCCAUAGUAGAAAACUACGCUGCACUUGAAUCCACACCAUCACAACCCACAACAACGGCAGCGUCAUCGUUCGAUAAGCUCAGUAUCAUCCGCUAUCUACGCUCCUACCUCUUGCGCAUUUUCCCGCUAUUUCAAUGGAUUAAACGGUACAACGUGUCUUGGUUUUGCCAAGACUUGAUUGCAGGGAUGACAGUGGGCGUCAUUACUGUGCCACAAGCCAUGGCAUAUGCGCGUUUGGCUAACUUGGAUCCACAAUAUGGCCUUUACACAUCAUUUGUGGGUACUACGUUAUAUUGUUUGUUUGGCACGUCCAAGGAUAUCAGCGUGGGACCGAUCACCACUGUUUCAUUGCUAGUAGGUCAGACUAUUAGCGAGGUAAUGAAGAAACACCCAACCAUCUCGGCUGAUCAAGUGGGUGCUACACUUGCAUUGAUGGCUGGUUGUAUUACAUUGGUAAUUGGAUUGAUGCGCCUAGGAAUCCUUGUGGAUUUCAUACCUGGCCCAGCUGUAGGUGGAUACAUGACCGGAUCUGCUAUUACUAUUGCUCUGUCGCAACUGCCGGCACUCAAUGGAACAAGCGAUAUGGUCGACACACACCAACCGCCAUUUCAAGUCUUAUCCGAUUUUGUUACUCACCUUUCAUCCACUUGCCCUGAUAUUGUGUUUGGCCUCUUAAGUCUAAUCACAUUAUAUACUGUCAAGAUAUUAUGCGUGCAAUAUACAGCAUCAACAGCGCGAAAGGCAUCAAAACGUAUCUUUUAUUAUCUGGGAAUCAUGCGAGCAGGAUUAGUGGUGGCGAUUGGUACAGUACUCUCAUACGCGAUACACCAUGCUUCAGCGGAUGAGCCAAUCCGAGUGAUUAAAACAGUGCCUUCCGGAUUUGAUGCACUUGGUGUACCACAUUUAAAUACACACGUCAUCCGUGAGACCAUACACGUAAUACCGCCCAUGAUUAUGAUGCUGAUUAUGGAACACGUCUCCGUCGCCAAAACAUUUGGCCGCUUGUCCAAUUAUACGGUGGAGCCAAGUCAAGAAAUAGUGUCGAUUGGCAUGUGUAAUAUCGCAAGCGCGUUCUUUGGGGGAUAUCCUUGUACAGGUGCAUUCAGCCGCACAGCUAUUAUGAAUCGCUCAGGUGCACGGACGCCAUUAGCUGCUGCAUUUAGUGGCUUUAUGCUCAUACUGGCGUUGUUUGUAUUGACUCCAGCAUUUUACUAUAUCCCCGAUGCUGUACUUGCUGCCAUUGUCAUUCACGCUGUAUCAGACUUGGUAUCAUCACCAGCUUAUCUCAAAGAACUCUGGAAAGCACGCGCUAUUGAUUUCUGGAUAUGGGUGGUAGCUGUAGGUGUUGCUUUUAUUACAGACGUCGAAACAGGCAUUUAUGCUGCUGUGGGACUUGCACUUGCUUCACUCCUUCUUGAUAUUGCACGACCGGAGGUGACGAAUAAUGUUACAUCUUCCAGCAACGACAACCACCAAUAUCUACCCAAUUGUCCUGAAGAUGUACUCGUAUUUCGUCCUGGACAAUCAAUUCUAUAUCCCAAUGCUAGUCAUGUGUCUGAAGCUAUCCUCCAAGCUGUUAAAACACAAACGUGUCCUGCCCCUUUCAACGACAAUGAUCAGGAGCAGAUCCAAGCCCGUCAAGCGUGGAAUGAAUGUCGCAGCCUCUUAUCAUCCCAACGGCGUCAGAUAACUCUCCGUGCGAUAAUAAUGGAUAUGUGCGCCGUACAGGGGAUGGAUUCAACAGCCUUGCAAACACUCGUAGGUCUUCGAGCAAGCAUUCAUGCAUAUACAGGAAAUCCUGUCCAAUGGAUCUUUGUCGAUGUCAAGGUUCCAUUGCGUGAAAAGCUUGAAGCAUUUGGUUUCGUCCCUCGGCAAACGACAAACAAUAGCAAUACAGACUCUGUGGUGGAAAUCAGUGACUCCGGUGGAAACGUUUAUUUCUUUAAGGAUAUGCAAACAGCUAUGAUAGCAAUGGAACGAUGGCCAUAA